Molecule: messenger RNA, 939 nt
Organism: Rotaria sp. Silwood1
Lineage: Eukaryota; Metazoa; Rotifera; Eurotatoria; Philodinida; Philodinidae
Source: the annotation of a GenBank genome assembly
AUGAAAUGGAGUAAAGAUGCACGAGAAGGAAUUGUCGUCGCUGGAGGUCACGGUCAAGGGAAUGCUCUGACACAAUUGGAUCUUCCUAAUGGACUCUUCGUCGAUACGUCGGGCACUCUCUAUGUGGCUGAUUCUGGGAAUAAACGUGUGAUGCGUUGGGCUCCAGGAGCACAAGAGGGCACUGUCGUUGUGGGUGGAAAUGGCGAAGGAGCAGGAGCAAAUCAGUUUUCGCAUCCCAUUGGUUUGUCCAUCGAUCGGCAUGGCAAUCUCUUUGUCGGCGAUGGCGGGAAUCAUCGUGUUCAACGAUUUACUCUCGCAUAGAACUCGUAAACGAGAAAGACGAUUGAUUGAUUUUUUUUUCGUUCUGUUCUAUUCGCACACAUGCGUGCGCGAUCAGGAAACAUCCUGAUAGAGCCGUAACGAGCCUAAAAAGCUCAUGCACGCACGGGAACAGAUCCCGUAUCAUCUCAUACCAGAGACCGUCACAGGGCAGCUUUUUAUUCCCUGCCCUACCCUGUCCCCAGGGCAGGGCAGGGCUUGGAAGCUGAGCUUGAAUUAGAAAAGACCCAAUAACUUAAUAAAAACUGUGUGACUAUGUUCAAAUCAAUUAUUCAUAUUUUAUUAACAUACUUUCGAGCAAAAGUUACAAUCAAUCUAGGUAUGUCUUAAAAAUAUAACUAAACAAGCAAAGAAAAACAAUGCAGACUAUCACAAAGAAAGAAAAUCAUCGUAAAAAAGAUACAAAUUUCAGAAAAAAAGCCUUUACAUUACAGCAAGAAUAACUAUAGAUCACAACAAAAACACUAUAUAUCACAAGGAAAAGAUCUAUAGAUUACAAUAAAAUAAUGUAUAUAUAUCACAACAAAAAGACCUAUAGAUCACAAAAAAGAACUAUACCGGGUGUCCCAGAAUAAUUGCAACAUCAUUUGUUUUGUGAAU